AUGCUUCGCGACGGGGGCACUGGUGACUGGAUAGGUACAUUCUUAGGACACAAAGGGGCAGUGUGGUCAGCCAAACUAAGUCUCGACACCGCGCUCGCUGUCACUGCGUCUGCAGAUUUCAGCGCCAAGGUCUGGGACAGCUAUACAGGGACGUGCUUGCACACUCUCCCGCACAACCACAUCGUACGCUCUGCGGCUAUCUCGCCAGAUGGGCUGCGCGUGCUUACCGGGGGCAAUGAACGUCUAUUGAGGCUAUUUCAUUUGGGUGAUAUCGAUAACGUCACCACGCUGGAAUCUAGUACGGGCGACGUGCACGCGCAUUCAACCACCAUAAAAUCGGUUCUAUGGCAAGAUACAGCGCAUGCCAUCAGUGGGUCUGAAGAUGGCGAGAUAAAGUGGUGGACGCUUUCCAACUCGGACAAGGACUACACAGAAUGCACAAAGACAAUCCAACUCGAUCAUCCACUCAGCUUCUUGGAGUGGUCGGCCAAUGGCCAUAUAAUGAUCGCUAUUGCAGCUAACGACGUCUAUUUCUUCGACACACACUCUCCAGGCAGCUUGCUUAAAUGUCUCACUCUCCCUCAUAAACCAUCCUGCGCAUCUAUCCACCCAAUAACCCGCGAUAGGUUCGUCGUCGGCUUGGCUGACGAUACCUGGGUGAGGAUUUACGAUUACAACAGCGCCCAGGAACUCGACUGCUUCAAGGGCCAUCAUGGCCCCGUUCACGCUGUCGAGUUUAGUCCUGAUGGAGAAUACUUUGCGUCUGGCUCCGAAGACGGCACUAUAAGAAUGUGGCAGAAUACCCCCGGUCGUGCGUAUGGUUUGUGGAAUGGAUGCUGA
Messenger RNA from Wallemia ichthyophaga EXF-994, 840 nucleotides. RefSeq names its product Serine-threonine kinase receptor-associated protein. Gene Ontology annotation, cellular component: SMN complex. Bases 1 to 840 code for a protein of 279 amino acids. Gene Ontology annotation, biological process: spliceosomal snRNP assembly. The record is from RefSeq and is a predicted model, not a curated record. The transcript has a single exon. NCBI's taxonomy places the organism in Eukaryota, Fungi, Basidiomycota, Wallemiomycetes, Wallemiales, Wallemiaceae. Gene Ontology annotation, molecular function: protein binding; RNA binding.